AUGUCAACAAAUCCAACAAUGGAUACCAUGGAGCGGUACCGUGCUCUCACGGCCAACGGCCAGGAUUCUCGACGGGCCUAUCUCGAGCACUUCACUAAAAUCAAGAAGGUCGAGAAGGCCAAGUUCUUGGGUGACACCCCAAAGACUGGCAUGCUGGAGUGUCAGAUGGCUUUACCGGGCAACACUGUCGCUGAGGACUUCAUUGACGAGACCGACCCGACUACAAAGAAGAAGCUCGAUGAAAUCAAGACCUUGUACAACGUCUGGGUGAACUUUAGCCCUGGAGAUCGCUUUGUCAGCCUGACCGGCGAGAACACAGAGAGCUUGAAAAAGGCAAAGGAUGCACUGGGAGCUUUCUUGCUGAGCAUCAACCAGAAUGUCCAGAGUAAAAUGAUCACCCUGACCCAUCAUUCCAUUGCAACAACCCAAGUUCAUGUUGAGAUCAAGCCAAACAACCCUGAUCACUCGUCUUACCGGCCCGUCACUCAGAAAACUCCCACAGAGAAGUUGAGCGAGACCCCGAUGGAGGAGGAUCUCAUUGAUCUUUCUGAUGACUUGGAGGAGAGGAAAGAGAGAAGCUUUCAGCACGGUAUUGAUGGUCAGGGCUUUCAACAGAUCUCUGAUGCUACUCUGGCCGUCCUGGUGGACCAAUUCGAGGCGCGCGUUCGCGAGGCUGGCAAGCGCCUCCGCCCCGUUGCCGGCGAAUUCCGGGUGAGAGCACACAUGGGAACGUUCACGGUCAAGAAGCGGCAGUCAAAGAAGGACACAUACCACUCCGAUGAGGAACUGGAGAAGUUCCUAAAGAUGGGAGCCAACAGGGGCUACAUCUUUGUCGGCCAUAAGCUUGGUAAUGAGUCCUGGGCCGCCCGGAUGCUCGAGAUCAUCUACCAGACCGAGGAUCUCAACAACCCCAUCCUUGCUGAAUUCCUGGCCGCAGAACCGACGAUCAUCUCCAUCAGAGAUAUCAAGCCUAAGUACACCCUGGUUCUAUUCGCAAAGGACCUCAAGAUUGAGGUGGAUGUUGCGUACUGCCCCCAGUACCGUCGAAACCCAGAGGCUAGUAGUGUGCGUGCUUUCAACUUCAGCCGAGACAAGGUUGUCGAGGUUGCUGUGUCUUGCCCCGAUAGGAAGUUCGACUGGCAUUUGGCCAUCGAAGCUGAGAGCCCAGCAAACAGGAUUCCUACAGAGAUACAGGACUUUAUCGCUCGCGGUCUCAAAUUUAAGCGCCCAGUCUUGAAAGAAUCCGGUAUCAAUGACGACUUCCCAUUCACAGAGAUGGACCCUUACAUGCUCCGCGCGGCAGGCAUCGACCAAGUGGCCUGCAAGGUCUUCUGGACCUUUCAGACUGCUGAAAAGCCCUAUUGCCUCGAAGUGUCGGUCUAUCACGAGUGGGGCGCUGGAUUCCCCCAAGAUUCCAAGCCCAAUUACCAAUGGAAGGCCCUGAACACUGCUGCUGUCCCACGGCCGAUGAAGUCUUGUGGGGUUUCCUUCUACGGACAGGAUUGGGACGACAAGAUGCAAGAGAUGAACAGGCCGGGUGGAGGACGACAAGCCGACUUUGCCAACGCGUUCCCUGAUUUGUUUGUUACUGAGGACUCAACCUCCGGUAUCGAACAAUUCUUGCGAGAGAUGCAGCGUCUGCAUGAUUUCACGGAGCUGGCGAGUGUCACAGAUCAGAAUUAA
Messenger RNA from Diaporthe amygdali, 1683 nucleotides. RefSeq lists its product as uncharacterized. Bases 1 to 1683 code for a protein of 560 amino acids. Lineage: Eukaryota; Fungi; Ascomycota; Sordariomycetes; Diaporthales; Diaporthaceae. The record is from RefSeq and is a predicted model, not a curated record. The transcript is spliced from 3 exons.